This is a messenger RNA of Solea solea (common sole), 3772 nucleotides long. Its product is annotated as neuronal migration protein doublecortin-like. NCBI's taxonomy places the organism in Eukaryota, Metazoa, Chordata, Actinopteri, Pleuronectiformes, Soleidae. The transcript has 7 exons. Bases 222 to 1280 code for a protein of 352 amino acids. The record is from RefSeq and is a predicted model, not a curated record. Gene Ontology annotation, cellular component: axoneme. Gene Ontology annotation, biological process: photoreceptor cell development; axoneme assembly; retina development in camera-type eye.
AGGCAGGCAGCGGCUCAGCUCUCAGACUGAAGCAGACAAAGGCGAGGGGAAAGACGGCGUGCUCCCAUCCUGCAGUGUCGACUCACUCACAUCCACUCCCACACUCACACACCCACACCCUCACUCUCACUCCCUUCACUCCGCAAGCAAGCGACGCAGACUCUUCGGAGCUGGUCACCACCACCCCGCAUCCGUCACAACCAUCGCAACUGUCCGUCACCAUGGAGCUAGACUUUGGACAUUUUGACGAGCGAGACAAGGCAUCCCGUACCCCGCGGGGCGGGCGCAUGAAUGGUCUCCCCAGCCCUACCCACAGCGCCCACUGCAGCUUUUACCGCACGCGCACUCUGCAGGCCCUCAGCAACGAGAAGAAGGCCAAAAAAGUGCGCUUCUACCGGAACGGCGACCGCUACUUCAAGGGCAUCGUGUACGCCGUGGCCAACGAUCGAUUUCGCACCUUUGAUGCCCUCCUGGCUGACCUCACACGCUCUCUCUCUGACCACAUCAACCUGCCACAGGGAGUCCGCUUCAUCUUCACUAUUGAUGGCGCACAAAGGAUCUCAACACUGGAUGAACUAGAGGAAGGGGAAAGCUAUGUUUGUGCGUCGGAGAAUCUCUACAAGAAGGUCGACUACACAAAGAACGUCAACCCCAACUGGUCUGUGAAUGUAAAGGCCGUGGCGAACCAGAAGAACAUGCAGGCCUACGCUGCCCGAGCUGCGGGCGCCCCCGGAGGAGAGGGCCGGGACUUUGUUCGACCCAAACUCGUGACGGUGAUGCGCAGUGGCGUGAAGCCGCGGAAAGCCGUGCGGGUUCUGCUCAACAAGAAAACGGCUCACUCCUUCGAGCAGGUCCUCACCGACAUCACCGAGGCGAUCAAGCUCGAAAGCGGCAUCGUCAAGAGGAUCUACACACUGGACGGCAAGCAGGUCACCUGCCUGCAGGAUUUCUUUGGGGAAGAUGACGUCUUCAUCGCAUGUGGACCAGAGAAAUUCCGUUAUGCCCAGGACGACUUCUCUCUGGAUGAGAACGAAUGCAGGGCGAUGAAAGGAGUCAAAGCUCAGCGUGGUUCAGUAAAGAGUCCCGGUCCAGUAAGGCGCUGCAAGUCUCCUGCUGAAUCAACCAAUGGCACGGGCUCCAGCAGCCAGCUGUCCACCCCACUUUCCAAGCAUUCCCCCACCUCCACCCCCACCAGUCCAGGCAUCGGCAACAAGCAGAAGGAUCUCUACCUGCCCUUAUCUCUGGAUGACGAUAACGAUUCCCUGGGUGAAUCGAUGUAGACUCCCGCAGCCGCCGUCUUUUCUUCUUCUUGGCCUGAAGUUUUUAUACCUUCCGCUCACAGUGCCACCUGUUGUCUCGGAGGAUCCCUCCACAUCUCUUUAUAAGGCCUUAGCCGACGUGACACAAUUUGCUGCUUGACGAUGCCACAAACCACUUUUUCAAAGCAGUUUCGACCAAAUUUGGAACACUCACGCUCACUACUGUUCAGACAUCAUUUCUACACACAGGUCAGACUCUAUUUCACAAAAAAAAAAUGGGUGCACACGCUCACGAAACCCACAGACUUCACGGUGUCGUAACAAAAUUCACUUUGGUUUUCUGACAUUUUGUUGAAGGAUGUCACAUAAUUUCAAGCAGCAAAUUGGUAUUUUUAGGGGUGUUAGACGAAAGCAACGCCGCUUUUGUAUCGCUUGUAUUCGUGAUGUUCCUCCAUGUCUUACUGUCUCUCUGCACUCCCAUGGUUAACGGUGUGAAAGGUCAACGGGUUCCCUGUCAGAGGGAAGUCGAGCAACUCUCUGUAAAUACUGUGUAUAGCUUUAUCCACCAUAACUUCUCUGUCCAUUGCUGUGCUUCCGUAUCUCCACCAAACUCUCUCUUGUCUAACGUUUGCUCAACAUAAUACAGGGUAUGAUGAAAGAAGCAACCAAAAUGGAGUCCCUGUGCAGAGGUCCUUUGGCCUCCUGGAUGACAAUUCAUGUUCCCAGCUUGUAUUUAUUAGAGGAAUUAAAAUUAAUAAUAAUAAUUAAUAACGAGAGAACAAAAAUCAGAGUUUCUAAACCACUGCAAGCCUGGAGGCCUUAAAAUCCACACUUUGUCAGAGACGGUCUCACAUACAAAGGGAAAUCUUCAUGUUGGUGUUUCCUCUAUUUUCACCCGCUCCGUGUAGAACAAUAGGCUAUACAUAGUAUGUGUUUUAGAUGGUCACAAACUGUGGUGCAUGGUAUCAGUGAAUGACCACAACACUAAGGACCUAACGUCAACAACAACCAAAGGAUAAACAACAAUUAGGCCACGCAUUACAUAUAGUUUUAUUGUCCAAGUCUGAGUAAACUCCCUGUUUAGAAGCUUCAUCAUGACACCACCACAGAUGGUGAUGCGUUUGCAGUAUACGACGUGUGAAACUCCAUGGUAAAUAAAAAGGUCUCAAAGCCAAAGCAUGAUUUUUCGACUUGGAAGACCACGUGUGUUCAGUUCCAGACGCAGCACACGCGUGGAGAUUUAUGCAUGUUGCUUUUAAACGCAUCGAAAAUGACGAUUUACAAAAGAUUCCAAUCGUGCUCAUCUGAGGGAAUAAUCUGUAGUGGGAUUCCUGCUCUUUUUUUGCAUGGCUCAACAUAGACUGUCGGAAUCCAUGGGUGGGUUUGAAAUUUAAAAAAAAAAGUCUAUUCGUUUUUAUCAAGGAUUGUUUUUCUACUUGCGUACUUUACUCAAGCCUCUGUGUGCAACUCUGUUUUGUAGGUUUUUUUUUUUUGUCUCACAAAAUCUGCCCAGGAGAGUUUUCUCAGGUUUUGCAGGGAAUCAAAGCUGAGAAAUCCUCUAAAUUGGACAAUGCUUAAGCACAACGCAGGGAGCCACUUAUUCUAUACAUCACAGCAACAGACACUUUACUGUCUCCUUGCCGCCGUUCAAAUCGUGACCACAAUUAAUUUCCUCGAUGUUCUGAUGAAAAUGCUGCACGCGUAGCGUUCAUUGAAUUAACAUCUAUGCAUUCAAAUUGAAGAAUAGUUGAGUUUCUUUAAUGUAGAGUGUGACCUUUUUAUACCUACUAGAAUAAUAAGAUAAGGGACUGAAUUUUUUUUUUUUUUUAAUUGCUUACUGGAUAUGUUAAUGACAAAUUACAAAAAAAAAAAAAAAUCUGGUGUACCGAGUUACACUUCUCUCCUGCAGGGAGCGCUGUCACACCAGCACAGCAGCUUAACAACAUCAGCAGGGACACUUCACUUUACCCACCAUUUUGUACAAAUGCCACAGUAGUUGUCGUUUUUUUCCUCCGAGCUUUCAGUUUUGUAUAACCUCACAUGCUAAUAAUGGUCUUUUUCUACAUCUUAUUACAGCGCUACAGCGUUUUAAACAUUAACACAAGAUGUUGGUUGUCUCGUGUAAACCGGCCGCCGUCAUGUAAGAUGGACGGUGUCACUUCAUCACCUACAGUGGUGCCUCUUUUUAUUUCUUUAUUAUUAUUAUUAUUUUGUUUUUUAGAUAACUGUUGUUUGAUAAAUAAGACCGGACGUGGAAGGCUUGUUGUUUGUUGACAGCAGUUUGUAAAACAUUUUAAAUGUCUUGACUGAGGAAGUUUCCAAAUGCAUUUUGGUCACAGGACACGUUAUUCUGGUGUAAAUACGCCUUUCUGAUCGACUGAAUGACCUUUAUUUCUUGGGAUAUUACAAUGUCCUUUUUUUGUGGUAUUUUGCAAUGUCACAGUGGCUUGUUUCAGUGCUUCAUUCAGUGUUUUAACCGGUAUCCUUUUGCAAAUUAAAACUGUUGUAUUUCA